UCUCUCCUCGUGCAGACGACGCGGACGCUGGACCGUCCGCCGCGCGCGAAAAAUUUGCUUUCCCGUAUUUGCACAUUCCUUUAUCGUGUUAUUACUUUUAUUUUUAUUGGGGCCACGUGUCUUCAGGUGUUGCUAGCAUUCGCGAGUGUCACAGCGUGCACCAACUGUGCAUGUCUCAUCGGUUCCCGCGACUCGUCCGUCCCUGUUCCUCUUGUGAGAACAAGUAUCGCUGGAAAACUCAACCGUGUUACGCACCUACUUCCUCUGGAAUACUUCAUCUGGGAAACGCCUGAACGUCAAUUCUCCAGGAUUCGUUUCCGACGACCGUACGAGUCUGACGUGUUUCCCAAAUUUCUUUGUUUGGUCUUCACUGCACUGUUUUACUGUCAUGCCAUCUGGACUUGCCCUUCUGGUAGCUGCCUGGCUGCUAGUCCUAGUUCGUCGUGCGGGUUCGGACGAUCUGGUACCUGACCUCUGCAACCUUAUUGACCAGCCCAUGUACUGUCGUUGCGACGCCAAUGACAUGGAUGAAGUUGCCGAAGUCACCUGUUACGUGGGACGGAAACUUCCGGUGGAUCAUAUUGUCUUUCAGUCGUUCGAACGGCAACCGAGUGUCGUUUCUGUAGCGUUCACGGCGUUCGGUAGCGAAUAUAAGCUCGACUUUGUGCCAACGUUGGCAUUGCUCCACAUGCCACAAAUCGAACGUGUCAAGAUUUCCCAAGCGGAGCUCGGAGACGUCAAGCCACACGCGUUUCACAACCUGUCGCAGCUCGCGGUCCUCUCACUGGACUCAAACGAGAUCACCAGCUUAGACGCAGACGCCAUCGCGGACCUUCCGCGCCUCAAGAAGCUCGAGCUCGCCGACAACAAGCUGAGAAGGCUGCGGGCCGGCUCCCUCAAGAACCUGCCUUCCCUGACGCAUCUGUUCCUCGAGCGCAACCAGCUGGAAUUGGUGGACGACGGCGCGUUCGAAGACCUGGGCUCCCUUCGCGAGCUGGAGCUGAGCGACAACGCGAUCCAGAAGCUAAGCGAGCAAAGCUUUCGCGGUCUGGCGCGCGUAGCGAGGCUCGACCUGUUCCGCAACAAGCUGACGCGCCUCGAGGCCCGCGUGUUCAGCGGCAUGCCCCAGCUGGCCGAGUUGGACCUCAAGUACAACGAGCUGUCCGAAGUCGACCCGCUGGCCUUCGAAGGGCUGCCGCAACUGACGGUGCUCUACAUGUCGUACAACCGACUGCGCGUGCUGCCCGCGAACAUGUUCCGCGGGGCUCCCAACCUGGUGUCCGUGGACCUGUCGCAGAACCAGCUGCUCACGAUUACCUGGAGGACGAUCCAGGACCUGGCCAAGAUUGACGCCGAGUCCUUCGACAUGAGCCUCACCGGCAACAAGUUCAGCUGCGACUGUCGGCUGGCCUGGAUCCUACACCUGGAGAAAGCCACGCGCAAUGCAAAGUUCCGGCGAGAACUGCGCCACGUCAAGUGCGAUUUCGAAGAAGCAUCGGCUUCCAACAUGACCGGCGGCAGCAAAGUGGUCCGGUUAAGCCUGAAACAGCUUGGAUGCACGGAAGACUACGAACGACCCGCACUGGGCGAUAUUUCGCUCACAACUGACGACACUCCGGCGUCCGGGAUGUCUUCCGCGCGUCCUUACGACGAUGACGAUUAUUACGACGUCAGCGAUGACGAAGCAGAGGGAGACGAAAGAGACGAGAAUUCGCCCGGAUCGCCGCCGCAAGGCAGGCACCAGUCUCGAGAAGAGAUACACACUGUAACGAACGAAGUCGAUGUCAUCCUGAGUCAGCAAAAAGCUCUCGAGAAAGAGGCCUCGACGGCUAGCCACAACGUGCCUCACGGCACGUCUUCGAAAACCGCGCCGUUUCAGGCCGCGACUCUGCUAGUUUCAGCUUUCUUGUUCUCAGUCCGUGCGCAAAAUUGCUGCAGGUGAUAAUGUCGAAUCUGGAAAGCGUGGUUUAUCACCGCGCAUUGUUUCACGAAAAGAAAAAAAAUGAGGCGAAUAAUGUAACGAUUUAUUCUGCUUGAUUCUGUGUCAUUUCUUGCCCGCCACGCGCUCUUGUUUUCACUAUUCACGGCCGGCCGAUCCCGCUGACAGCGAAUGCGGUGUGCCGCUGUGACCAGCGAUGGGGGGCGAUAAGGAAUGGCGUUAGGGCAUGAUCGUUGCAUUAUCAAUCCCCUUCUCCUUUGAGAUUGGACAAACAAAGGAGCUAUUCUGGAACUGUCCAUCUAAUGAACAUGUCCACUUCAGCCUGACGUCAUCAGAGCUCGCUCCGUUGCUGCAAAAAGCGGCAAGCCGGGGCGUAAUCGCACUGGUGCGUUAAAAGGGAGGCCGCGUUACACCGAACUCGAGAGACUAACGCAAUCACAGAGUCAGUGUUAAUGCAUGGCCUCCGAGAUUCGCGCGGCCAUUCCGUUUCUCUCAUUUAUGUCGAGAGUUGCGGAAGCUCCAUCGUGUCAAGAUGACGUUGUGGAAGAAGAACCGAAAAACAGAGGGCGCGCUGCUCGUCAAGCUCUGGCCGAUCAACGGCGACCGAAUUGGACAGUCCACUAAAUGGACGCUUUGAGACUAGCUCCUCAACUAACUUUCACUGCAAAUUUCACUCACACCAUAAAUCGGAGAGGUGUUCAUUUAACUUUCAGAAUAUUAUCAAGAACACCGAUGAACAGCGUCAUAAGUUUCGAGUUGAUUUCUGAGAUAGGCAUCAUAAACACAUCAUAAAGCAAUAUACGUUCGGUCUCGUAGAUCUGGUGUCCUACUCAAACAGUGGCUUUGGCAAAUAGCACAAUUCGACAAUGACACAGUCCUAGCCGUCAAGCUGCAUCACUCCAGGACGCGCACAUUACUUGCAAAGAAAAUUCAUAACGCCGACUUGAAGAGUUAACAAAAUUUCAUUAAGCUUCUGCAUAUUACUUUGUAACACAUACUUCAACCUUAUUAUAGCAAAUGAGUUAACACGGCAUGCGUCUACUUGAAGCUAAUUCUCGGGAUGGCACUGCUUUCGAGAUAAUUUUUCUCCAAGUUUGCGAUGGAGUAAAUAAACAAUCCAUUUGUUUUCUUUCUUUUUUUACUUUGAUUUAUAAAACAGUGUCUCGCUAAGAAGUUAAGUGGAACAGCAGUGCAUCUUAUUACCGCGUGUUUCAUAGCGCAUAUACCGAAAUCGGUGCCAACCCUCAAUUUCUUCCAAGUGGACAUGCCUUGCAAACUUCCCGAUGAAGUGAUUAGCUCAAAUCUAAUAAUUAUUAACUGUAGGAGAUUAACGUCCCAAAAUCGCAAUAUGAUAUGAACCACGAAAUCUAGUCAUAGAAAUCGUGCUCAUUUAUGAAUCAUGCAUUUCAAUUUGUUGUGAAAGUAAUGUCUAUUUAUUUGAGCCACCUAGUUGAAGAAAUAUAACUUUACUAUCGCCCCGCAGGAGACAUUUAAAAAAAUUCGUUAUAGAUGGAUGGAUGGAAAGACUUUGUUAAAGUCCUUCGAAACGCGCUCUAGCACGUAGCGGGCAGCUACAAAGUCGGAACAGAAAGACCAAGUUUUUCUGCUGUGUCGCUGCCCGUUGGACCGCUCAUAGCGUAUGUAAAAAAAUAAUAACAAAUAAAUAACUUGUAUAGCCCAGGUACAAUGUGCUGACGGUUUUUAAAAGUCUCGCAAAAGUUAUUAGUGGUGUUAAAAAGAACUGGUUACUCUUUGCUUAUAUUAUGGAGCCAGUGUACCAAGACGUUCUCGCUCGU
Rhipicephalus sanguineus (brown dog tick) is the source of this 3735-nucleotide messenger RNA. Its product is annotated as connectin. Gene Ontology annotation, cellular component: plasma membrane. Lineage: Eukaryota; Metazoa; Arthropoda; Arachnida; Ixodida; Ixodidae. The record is from RefSeq and is a predicted model, not a curated record. Bases 389 to 1942 code for a protein of 517 amino acids. Gene Ontology annotation, molecular function: protein binding. The transcript has 3 exons.